GGACCAGAGCUGAUCGAAAAAGCGAAUGGACUCCAUAGCUUCAUGAACUGGCCAAGGAACCUGCUCACAGAUAGUGGUGGUUUUCAGAUGGUGUCUCUGGUGGAGUUCUCCAAGGUGACAGAGGAGGGAGUGCAUUUCUGUUCUCCUUAUGAUGGGAAGCCGAUUCUGCUCACACCUGAAAAAUCCAUCGAAAUACAGAAUGCUCUUGGCUCCGACAUUAUAAUGCAGUUGGAUGACGUGGUCAGCAGCACCGUGAGUGGGCCACGCGUGGAGGAAGCCAUGUUGAGGUCUAUUCGCUGGUUGGACAGAUGUAUUGCAGCACACAGCAAACCUCACCAGCAGAAUUUAUUUGCUAUUAUUCAGGGUGGGCUGGAUCCCAUCCUCCGAAAGAAAUGUCUGGAAGAGAUGACUAAACGAGAUGUUCCAGGCUUUGCUAUUGGGGGCCUGAGUGGUGGUGAGGCCAAAGAUCACUUCUGGAGGAUGGUGGCCCUCAGCACAAAACGUCUCCCGAGGAACAAGCCUCGCUACCUUAUGGGAGUUGGUUAUGCUACUGAUCUGGUGGUGUGUGUAGCCUUGGGCUGCGACAUGUUUGACUGUGUCUAUCCCACAAGGACAGCCCGCUUCGGUUCAGCUUUGGUCCCUUGGGGGUCCCUGCAGCUGAAGAACAAGCAAUAUUCCAAGGAUUUCAGGCCCAUUGAUGAAAACUGUUCUUGCCCUACCUGCCAGAGAUACAGUCGAGCUUUCUUGAAUGCUCUCUAUCCUAUCGAUUCAGCUGCCAAGCACCACAUUACCAUCCAUAAUAUUGCCUACCAGAUGAACUUGAUGCGUUCGAUCCGCGAGAGUAUAACUGAGCAAAGGUUUCCCCAGUUUGUUCAGAGUUUCAUGAGGACUAUGUACGGGAACCCCAGCAACUACCCCCAGUGGGCUACGGAGGCGCUGGCCUCGGUCGGAAUUAACCUGGAGUGAGAGACAUCAAGAGACACUCCGGAUCCCAGACCUUCCUUGGGUUUGGUUGCCCUUCCGUGGCUGAUCCAGCCUGGCUUUCCCGAACAAUUACUCGGGUAGUGAUAAAACUUGAAAACUUCUCUCCAAGGAGAGGUGGAGAAAAGUUGAGUUCCUUCUCUGGCAGUCUAUCCCAAUGGCCUUGUCACAGUCGUUGGAGCUUAAAUUAAAUGUGUCCAGAAGUUCUUUGGUGUAUCUCUUUUGUAGUUCCAGCUGAUAUUUUAAACUUCUCAUUAAAUUCUCUAAAAUUAA
Messenger RNA from Thamnophis sirtalis, 1254 nucleotides. NCBI's taxonomy places the organism in Eukaryota, Metazoa, Chordata, Lepidosauria, Squamata, Natricidae. The record is from RefSeq and is a predicted model, not a curated record.